AUGUCCGAUUUUCUCAGUCUAGCCAAUCAGAGGCAGUCCACAAACUCUCAACAAUGCAUUUCGUUUGCUCAUCGCUGCCAAAAGACGUUACACCUUUGUUGGCAAGGAGUGUUUUUGUUCUUUUAUAAAGGCUUCUCAUUUCAUCGCAUUUUCUUUGAGCCAGGAGGAAGCACUGAUAAGCAAGGUACUGCAAACAUGUAAAUUUAACUUAAAAACAACACUGAUAAGCUUGCUUUUAUUAUGCAUAGGACAGGUCAGAGAACGCUGUGAGAUUCGUGCUAUGCAAACGCAUUUUAGUUUCAGGACACGCCUUUUUUGCGCAGCUCAAAAAUUUCAACAUGCGAGAAGUUUCUAACGUGGCUGAGUUAUACCGUUCUUUGAAAAAAAUCUCUCAGUAACUUGAAAUCAGAAAGGAUUGAAAAGCGGGAUGGAUUGUUUUUUAUUAGUUGCGCUACGCCUCUCCCGCGGGAACAAAACAGAUUCGUUCAGCACUCGCUCGUCUUAUCAUACCUUCUGCAGGGUAGCUUACUUUGGGGUGCUUUUUACUACAUUAGAAGAAUGAAUACCUUCACUUGUAAAAAGCUUGAUGACAUGAGUAAUUAAGUUAUUUGUUUUACAACGCCUACGCAGUUACUGAGCCAAGGGGGAUGGAAAAGGCCUCUGGGCACUCAGCCUAUAUUGGCUGCUGUUUGACCCUCACUUGACUCUUCACUGUUGUGUUUAUUCUGCUUUUGUUUUUCACGUGCUGUGAAAUUUAAGAAAAAAAAAAAGAAGGAAAGAAACCAGUUUUGUCUAAUUUUGCAGCCGUCAUGAGCCACGUUUUUCAGCAACAUAUUAACUGAAGAGUUGUCGCCCAGCAAAACAAAGUUACGUUGUAAUAAUCAGCAUCCAGACGUACUGAGUAUAGCAAGAUCAAUGUUCACACAGCUAAAACUGUGGAAACAAAUAUUAUGGCUAAUUCGGAAAGGUUUGUUUUCAAAAAUCUUUGAUCAUACAAAAAAUAUUUUGUUCGUUUCUUAUUUAACAACGAUAUACUAGCAGGUCUUUAUUGAUCUCUAAUUCCGCCAACGGUUUCUUUCCUCGGGUCAGUAAAAAAGAAAAAUUGGUUUGCCAGUAUCAGAUAGCCAGUGGACUAUAACGUAUGUGCAACUAUCGGGUCGCUUAACAGCUAACUAGAACUUUCCAGACAAAAAUCUUUAAUAUAAACAUAAUCAUAUCCAGAUAACUAUAAUUGAUAUCUAAUAACAAAUUAACACCGGUAACUGCAAAGGAAAAGGUAAUGAUAGCAAUGUUUUUGUAAAAAAGGGAAGAAAUUAAACGAAAAAAAAACAAAAAAACAACUCAGAAAUGGAGCUUUGUAUCGCAUGAAACAUUGCUGUCACGAUCCUAAUCAAAAAAUUCGAAAAAAAUUGGCCACAGAUAAACAAAAAAAAGAAUAUGAAUUUAUUAUGGAAUAGUUAAAUUAUUAUAGAACAAAUAUAUAAGUUGCAUGUCAACGUUUUAUUGGUUUGAAUGAAAGGGAAAAUAUAUAUGAUAUUUUUGACGUUUAGCAGCUGGUCCAAGAGGGUAAAAUAUUAUUAGAUUCUUAGACGCCAAAUUUGACAUAAAACCCUGCAGGCCAUGAUCUUGGAGAAACAGGAUGAAAGUCAGAACAAUGAAUCUUACCUGUUUUACCUGUUUAAGCUACGGACCAUUAGAAAAGUGAAAGGAGAAGGGAGGGUGGGGAGGUUCGAGGGGGUAUAGAAAGUUCAGUUUUCACGAAUUAUUUUGCCACCCGGCUCUUCCACAUGCAUAACUAUUUUUGAGACGAUCAAAUCCAUCGCGCUCAUCAAUUCCUAGAUUUCUAGCCUUCCCACAUUGUUAAAAUUCAGGAAUUGUACACAUACUGUACAUACGGUACUGUGGAAGUAGUUUUUACAUGCAGAUACAUGUGAUCCUAAAUAAUAAGACACUGGGAUAUCAGCAAUGUUCUCGAUAAGCAGCGACUGGCUAUGAAAAAAAGGCAGUGGUACAUGUGUAACAUGGAGACGUAAAACUGAAAUUAAUAUUAUCGGAAAAGCAAUUUCCAACAUUCUUGGCAUGAAAUAGAACAGCUUACAUUAAGCUAUUUUUUUUCACUGAAGAGUUAAAACGACGUGCAUUUUUCUGCAAUGCUGCUCUUUCUUUACAAUGAAAGUUACUUGUCAAACUAUUUGCUCCUUUCUGAAACCAUAGCUGUAAUUGUACUACGAGUUUUGUAGUAAUAAUUAUAAAAAUAAUAAAAAUAGUCACUUUUAAUUAAAUUAUCAUCAUUAUUAUCUUUAUAAUCAUUAAGAAUUAUUAUAUUCUAUCAUUGUUAUUGUUCGCUUUGUAGGAUCUAAGCGCAAGAUGUCAGGGUCAGGAUCAGGAACGGAAGAAUCGUCAGGGAUGGGGAAUGACACUGAAGUGGAUGAGCGAUACAUUGUAGAAGACGAUGAGCCCGAUAAAACCGCAAAGAUGAUCAUGAUUGGCCUCUACGUCAUUAUCUUCUUGUUCUCCUUGGUUGGCAACUCCCUCAUCAUUCAUCUUGUCCGCACCCGUAAGAGUAUUCGCAAGAAUCAGUUCUACUGGCUCAUUGUCAACACAGCUGUGGCUGAUCUCGUUGAUGUGUUCGCAGCUUCCGCCGUUUCCAUUUUGCUCUUUGGAUUUGGAGAUCAACCAGGAGUAUUUGGAACAGUGUUAUGCAAAGGCUUACCAUAUGUGUUGGUUGUCUCCAUUUGUGCUGCUAUCUGGACGCUCACAGUCAUUGCUGUUGACCGAUACCUGGUUAUUGUAUGUCUCCGAAGACGCGCCCUGUCAUCCCGGUCAGUGUUGCGUUCCAUUAUUAUAGUUUGGCUCUGUGCUGCAUUAGUAUCCAGUGUGUACCUGUACAAAUACAAGACAGAAAUGGAUGAAGAUGGAACUGUACAAAUCUGUUAUGAACAGUGGCAUAAAAAUGAGGAGAUGGACAACACUUUUUUCAAAGCGGAAGUGAUUUUGAAAGUUGUCCUUACCUAUGCAGUUCCACUCGUCGCAAUGGCAAUCUUGUAUUUUCUGAUUGCCAGGUUCCUGUGGAGGCGCAAGCCACCAGUCAGUGUCAAUCAACAAGCUUACAAUAAUCAGAUCAGGAAACGUCAGACCGUCAUCAAGAUGUUGAUUACAGUUGUCACCGUUUUUGCGGUCUGUUGGUUUCCUGUGCACGUCAGUCACAUAAUGCCUGAGUUUUACCAAGACGAAUACUCCGAUAUUCCAGAGGUUCUCAAAUGGCUGUUCUUCUGGCUUGCGCAUGCCAAUGCUGCAAUUCAUCCCUGGCUGUUCAUUGCAUUCAGUGAGCAUCUCAGAGAAGGAACGAAGGAGAUAUAUCGAAAUAUGUGGAAACGAAACAAACUGAGGCUGCGUAGUCGUAGUGGGUCUACUCCAAGUUUGGCUACUACCGAGGAUCCUCUGUCCAGGUCUCCCACGCCAAAGAGCAAUGGAUACACGGCGGAACAAAAUGCUUGAAAACGCAGCAUGUUUGACGCGAUAUUGUAGAUGUAAAGGGUCAUUGAAGGCGAGUCUAUUCAAUGUAGAUUCGUCAUUGGUACAAGCAUUGCUACUAGUCAGUGGCGUAGGACUCAUAAAGAGUGACUGCUUUAGCAUACCGCCAUGCCAAAAGAUUGUUGACUGCAAGUCCCUAGUUAUAAGUUACUUGCUUAGCUACAUCACGAUUUAGGGCGUAGAAUAGAUUCUGUUGAGACUUCAAAGAUGUAUUUCUCUACCCGUAGACAAAGGUCAAAUAAACCAAGCCGCGGCAACAUGA
Porites lobata is the source of this 3796-nucleotide messenger RNA. The record is from the annotation of a GenBank genome assembly. Lineage: Eukaryota; Metazoa; Cnidaria; Anthozoa; Scleractinia; Poritidae.